This is a messenger RNA of Pieris macdunnoughi, 558 nucleotides long. The record is from the annotation of a GenBank genome assembly. NCBI's taxonomy places the organism in Eukaryota, Metazoa, Arthropoda, Insecta, Lepidoptera, Pieridae.
AUGAGUGCUAGUGAGCCGACACUAACGGAAUCCCCGGUCCCCUUGGCGCUAGCUCGCCUGCAGGGCCGCUCGAAUCGAUUGCCCCGCGGCCUGCGCACACAUCGGCCUAGUUUGCCUCUCGCCAGCUUACAAGAAGCAGCCGAUGAAGGUCCUAGACGCUUCAGUGAUGAAACCUUCAAUCGUGAUAUAGAUGAUGACGAGGCCUUCAUCGAAACUGAUGUCGUAAAGCGCUCAGCUUCAAAUGGACGCAGAGCGUCGGAUGCAACAUUUGCUGAGCGUUAUAGAAAACUGAACGAGUUCGAUGGACCUCCAACAGAAAUGCCCCGCCGUGCCUCCCUGGCCGUGCCCGUUGGUGACGGCUACGGACCCAGUGAGAAAGGACGGAGACGAUCCUGGGCAGCGAAAUUGCAACUCGAACGUAAAAAGAGACGGAAGUCGGGUGGCAAUGAUACAGACGAGGAAGGGGAGACGAUAUACAUACGCCAAAAACGUCCGUCUUGGUGGAAUGUUUUUGUGCCAGAUAAUAUGCUUAAAAACAGGUACAGUUUUUUGAUUUAA